UGCCUCCUCUCCAUGCUCCUCGCCAUCCACAUUCGCUGUGGCGUGUGGCCCGAGGCGUUUGUUGUUACGGCAGCAGUUGCGCCAGGUUGCGCUGUCCGUGCUGUGGCCAGUGGGUUGGUAGGUGAAUAGAGUGCAACAACAUCAACGAUUCCGGCAGAUUGUUGUGGUGUUAGUCUGGACCCGCCUUGACAAUCACUUUACCACGAAUGUCAUCCUCUCGAGCGCUAGUUCAAGCGUCCGAUCUGCAGAACGCAUGAAUCAAGAGGAACGGAGGUGUCCUGUGGGUCCUAUUGUGAAGCUUUGACAACCUGCACACCAGCUCAAACAAAAUGACUUCAAUGCCUCAGACACUUCGCAUUUUAGAAAACUCUCACGUUAACCGUGCUUUCUCUGAAGAAGCUUGUGACUGUGAAUCGAGCAGCGCAACCCCUGACGGAUGCAGUGACAAGUCGUACGAACCGGAAUGGGCUGAGAAUAUUGGCCCAAAAGGCGAAUUAUUCUUCAUUGAACCAAGGUACAAGUCGUCAUUCGGGACAAGAUCCGUCGCUGCCUCCGACAAGAGUUCCGGUAACGACUCUCAAGUUGCGCGUUCCAAAGGUUUCGGCUCUGAAGCUAAAAACAAGAUCCGAAGCUUAGUAGGACGCAAAAAGGUUAAACAUCACAGUGGGGAUGGCCAGCUCAACGUUUCGCUGUGUCGGAAAGAGCCAUCGCUGCGCUCCUUCAACAAAGCAGAAUGUAUCGAAGUGUUCAUUGACGUCGAUCCGGCCCGCCACAACUAUGGACGAAGGGCGACAGUCUGCGAGGCGCUCUUUGGCAUAAUACCUGGAAGUCUACCGCCGAGGCUUGCCACCGCUGAAAUGCUUGGUGAAUGCUCACCAGUAAUGGUGCAAGGACUUUUGCCAGAUGGCGAGGCCAUUAAGACAGGAGCUAUUAAAAUCGGAGAUGUCCUGAGAAGUGUCGAUGGCUCCAGUGUGAAUGAGAAGAACAUCGAUAGCAUUCUGCGAGGCAUUUCCAAAGCACAGAAGGUAAAGCUUCAAUUUGUUCGCCCUGAAGAGAACACACUUGCGGGAUGCGACAAGUACACGUGCCCUCAGAGUAUAGAUACUCAAAGCUCACUUAUAAAGCAAUUGUCUGGAGACAGUGCAAUGGUUCAGCAAGUGAAACAGCAACUUCACCAAAUACCGCAUGCAUUCCUCUACCAAGGAUUCUGCAGUGACAUGCACCAGCAGAGUGAGCCAGCACGUCGAACUGAGCAUUUUUAUAGAUUUCCUGAUCAUGAUCAUACACUUUCGAAUCUUAGGGGCAUGUUUGUGACUCUGAGUUGUGUGCUUGGAGAUGUUACUGCAACCAAGCCACAGGGCAGCAGCCUCACUGUGGAUGGUCAUUUGGUUCAUGUCGCCUACUUUCACAAAGAAAACGGCAUAGCUGUCCUCUGUCUUCCAGCAGCACGUGCAACCCCAGAAGAAGUUCAUAUUUUUCUUUUGGACAUUGUUAAGCUAUUGAAGUUGGAAUACAGGUCAUUGCCACAGGCAUUUAGCACCGUGGAGGCUCAUACCUGCAUUGACCUAUUCUUGCUCCACUUCUUUCGGGAAAUGCUUUUAGACCCUGGACAAGAAGGUAACAAGCUCAGGUUCAUACGUUCCUUACCUCAUGUACAUUGGUUGCACCUUCCCAUGGAAGCGCAAGCUCACGUUGACACUGUGUUAAGUGAGCUCGAAUCGGCAGACGUGUCUGAGGCAUUUGAUCGUUCAUCCAGGUGCUUUACAUUCCUUGGCUCAUGUGCUUUCUAUAAGGGCUUCCUUCUUGGGAACCACUUGCCCAAGGAUUACCUUGAAAGUGUAUUUCUGUAUUGCCGCCACUACCAGCUACUGACACUCACAAAAGAAGAAUCAGUUGGGCAGGUGGUGGUGUGGAAGGAAAUUUACCUUCAAGAUGACUUUGCGACUGUUCGGCAUUUUGUGCUCAUUGUGGGGCUUAAGCAUAGUCUGAUACUGUCACUUUUAGAAGUUGGUGGCUGCGCAUCUGUUUCUGAGGAGAAUCCUGCACCUGAUGCAUUUUACAUAGACAGAGUUCAAAACUCUUUGCUGCAGCUUGAAUCUCUUGGGGUGCUCUCUGUGGCUGAAGGUUGCCUUUUGAAUCGUGGCUCUGCACCUGGCUCAACAGCCAGUUCUGCAAGCUCCAAGAGCUGGUGUCAGAGUUCAAUGAAAGACAGUCAUUCAAGUUUGUCCCUCUCAGUUCCUCCAUCACUCUCCCCAAGACGCGCAAGAAAGAGUAGUAGUGAUGUAGAACAGUGUUAUCUUUUGCAUUGUACAAGCAACCACUUUGACUGCUCUGAGCAUGACCCCCAGAUGAGCAGAAGCUACAGCAGCUGUAGUGAAUCAAAUGGGCUACGUGCCAGACAUUGCUCUAUUUCCACCAGUUCUGAUUGUGACUCCCGCACCAGUGGCAGUGAUGUCUACCAGGGACGGGAUGAAAAAUUGCAGAGAGCAUUCACCAGCAGUUACGACCUGAGCAGCCUCCGUCGCAGCCUCGAAGAUGGCAGCAGUCAAGGCCAAAACCAGGCACAAUCGUCACAGUCGGUGACCUGUGCUGAUGAAAAUCUUGUUUUUCACUACCUCAGUAUAGAUAUGGCAGAAGGUGUCUUUGUAGCACCAGUAGAAUGUGCGCAUAAGAGCAAUCUGGGUGCUGAGAUUGUGGAAAACUUCUACCGAUGUUGCCUAGAAAUCAGGAAAGUAUUUAACAGUACAGCAAAAGACACACGAACUGCAAGGGAAGAUGAAAUAGAGUGUGAGAGCAAGUUCCUUUCAGACAGGAGCCUUUCAUGUAUAAAAGAGCAUGGAGUGCUUUUUACCUGCCCGUCUUCCAGUAGUAGCAGAAGCCGGGCCAAGGGUCCAAUUUCAUACUGGGUUGUGGGCCGUCUCUUUGCUGACAAAUGUCCACCGAGGGAGGUUUAUGUCUGUAUGCACGAGGACGCUUCUUCAACUGCAUUGGAGAUGGCAUUCAGGCUGUCCUUUGGCUUGCAGAUAUAAGCUGCACCCUUGUCUUUCAUAGUCCUCUUUGAUGAGCUACUAUAGAGGUGUCAGGUUAAGCAUGUUCCGCUAUAUUUAUAACCACAUAUUCACUUGGCAUUACUUUUGUUGUGCUUUAUUUAUUUGUAGCAUUGCUGUUUGGCAUGUUGGAUGUUGCAUGUCACAACUGUGUUUGAAGUGUUCACUUGGCUGCCUAAUAGGUUGCCUAUAAUUAGGAGUUGGUGUUUUGCGUUAAAAGCAGCAAACACACACAAAAAAAGAGUAUGUUGAAUUCAGGUUGGGAUAACAUGAAACUAUUCCACUUGGUUUUCAUUCCAACUCUGCCAUUAGUCUUCCAUGAUUGAUCAACAUGGCCCGGGCCCUGCCCAUAUUAAUGGCGGAUUUAGAAUAAAAAGAAAGUGGAAUAGUUUUACGUUAUCUCGGCCCUAUUCUCGGAACUUAACUUUUAACUGAGAAAUGUCACUAUUCAGUUUGGCACAAGAAAAAAAAUCAAGAAAGAGUAAACAUUAUGUACUUGCAAAUUUUGUGAUGGUAAAGUGUGAUAACAGGUGAGCAGUACAAGUUCAGCAUAGGAAUAGUGCUAAUUUUAUGAGUAAAUGGUAAAAAGUACACCCAAAAUUAUAGAUUGGUUACAUUCCCUAUGAAUUGAAAUCAUUGCUUUCUCCUUGUCAUAAAACAAGAGACAAUUUUGGUUGGAUACCCACCCAAAAUUUCAGUCGUGUUAGUAGAUGUUCAAAGUAAAUGUUAAAUAUAUUUCUCAUUGCAGCCACCA
Molecule: messenger RNA, 3801 nt
Organism: Dermacentor albipictus
Lineage: Eukaryota; Metazoa; Arthropoda; Arachnida; Ixodida; Ixodidae
Gene: in
Product: protein inturned
Biological process (GO): cilium assembly; vesicle-mediated transport; nervous system development
Cellular component (GO): cytoplasm; cilium
Molecular function (GO): protein binding
Source: RefSeq, a predicted model, not a curated record